Elgaria multicarinata webbii is the source of this 1161-nucleotide messenger RNA. RefSeq names its product fms related receptor tyrosine kinase 3 ligand (gene FLT3LG). Gene Ontology annotation, molecular function: cytokine activity; receptor tyrosine kinase binding. The record is from RefSeq and is a predicted model, not a curated record. The coding region runs from base 136 to 849 and encodes 237 amino acids. Lineage: Eukaryota; Metazoa; Chordata; Lepidosauria; Squamata; Anguidae. The transcript has 9 exons. Gene Ontology annotation, cellular component: membrane; cell surface. Gene Ontology annotation, biological process: positive regulation of cell population proliferation.
GGGAGACGUAGCCCCCCCCCCCCCGCUCCGCCACCACCUUCUCCUCCGCAGAGCCAAGCAACGAUCUUUACAGCACCCCCCUCUUUCUAGAGGGCUAAUCCUCAGCAUGCUGGCCACCCACCAAGCCAUGUGGAGAUGACUUGGCAUCAUGGCAUCCCAGAGUCUUCUGUGGUCUUCCUCCUGCUGCUGUUGGUUUCCUCCCUAUCUGAGCCAAGUGACGAUUGCAUCUUUGGGUACUCUCCUUUCCAGACCACGAGCUUUUCAGACGACUUCGAAAAUCUGAAGCAGUACCUACUCUUUGAUUACCCAGUAUUUAUGCCAUCCAACCUGAAACCGGAUGAAUUCUGCCUAGGGUUAUGGAAACUUCAUCUCAUCAACAGAAAUCUGAAGAGCAUGAUCAAAGUGUCUGGGAGUAGCCUUAAGAGAUUGAUAAAGAAUAUAACGAGUCACACAAAAAUUAUCGAAAAAUGCAAAAUUGACGAUAGCUGUGUUGAUUUUGAGAGGACAAACAUCUCUCAGUUCCUAGAGCCCAUUCCCUCCUUUCUUAAAUCACUGGCAGACCGGAUGGAGGAUUACGGGACGGAUGGGCUCCAUGGUGACUUUCGUAAUUGCACCAUUAUUCAGUGCCUCUCAGACUCUUAUACUACUCCAGCUGCCAAUAACUCUGUGCAGACGCAUGAAAUGAACUACUCAUCCCAACCAAUCUCCUCUGGAAGAUCUUACUGGGGGCUGCUUAUACUUCCGCUUCUCUUGCUCUGCCUUCUCUUUAUUAUGAGACUUCUAUGCUGGAGAUUCGAGAGACCCACGAGGUUUCAGAUAACGGAAACUGAACUCAUGGAGGACGUUUAGGAAAUCAAAUGGCAAAGAGUAUGGUGCAAGUGAUGUGAAACGGCGAUCUCCGCACUGAGUGGGAUGGUGACUUUUCGCUCACACGCUGUCAGGAGUGGCACAUUCCCGGCUCCCAGUUUUCUCCCUGGAGGACUAAACUUGUGGAACACACAAAGGCCACUUUUUGGAAUGGGGGAGGGGGAGAGAGACUGCAGAAUGUCUACAAGGGAGUCAUGGGCUGCAGUUCCGGAUUCUUCCACUGAGUGAUGCUGCACCAUCAUUUUUAUAGUGUGUGUGUGUGUGUGUGUGUGUGUGUGUGUGUGUGUGUGUGUG